ACCUUUGAAAAUAUGAGAUCAAUAUUUAUCAUUUGUUGAAAAUUUAGUGCUGUUUUUUUUUACAUAUAUGUCCGUGUUGAAAGUAUUAGAUUCAGUUGAAUUCGUUACACAAAGAUUGCAUCCGCCUCUGGUUCUUGAUUUAUUUUUCUUUUUCUCUCCUCCUUCUUUGCAGUUGUGUUGCAUGGUGAUGAGGAUUAACAUAGACUGCAAAGGAUGUUACAUGAAAGUAAGUCGGGCACUUCUCACGAUACCAGAGCUGGAGACAAGAUUCAUAGAGAAAAAUCACAGCAGAGUAAUUGUUUGUGGGAAUUUCAUACCACAAGAUGUGGCAAUAAAAAUAAGAAAGAAGACAAAUAGGAGAGUUGAAAUAUUGGAGAUACAAGAUUUAAGUGGCAAUGAUGAACCAAAGCAAGAGGAAAUGCCCUUAAUAACUUCUUCUGACAACCAAGUUGAGACAGAAACAUAUGUAACAUCACAAAAUCCACAACCACACAUGUACUUUCAAGUUUACCGCUAAUCAAAAACAUAAUUGCAUCUUUGUAAUAAUAACUUUUUCAUCUUCUUAGAAUUAAUUUCUAGUGCCCAGUGGGUUUAGAUCAUUCCAUUUUGUAUAAUUAUUGAUUUACUGUGGAUGGAAACUUUGACAGUGUAAUUGUUUGUUUUUUUUUGGAUAUUCUAGUGCAUUUUAACUUGUUA
This is a messenger RNA of Solanum tuberosum (potato), 696 nucleotides long. RefSeq lists its product as uncharacterized. Gene Ontology annotation, molecular function: metal ion binding. The transcript is spliced from 2 exons. Lineage: Eukaryota; Viridiplantae; Streptophyta; Magnoliopsida; Solanales; Solanaceae. The record is from RefSeq and is a predicted model, not a curated record. Bases 68 to 517 code for a protein of 149 amino acids.